ACAAAAAACUGAACUGACAAAUGCAACAGUAAAAAAUUAGUUAAAAUAAUUAUGCAUAUAUAAACAACUACACACGUUCCUUAAAACUAAUGUUUUCCAAACGCAACUAAAUCAAACGAUAACGAUUAACAAAAGCAAAAUAUAAAAACAAAAUAAACGACACGUCGUGAAGCAACGGAAACAUCACCUCAUAAAGCAUAACCACAUAGGAAUUAUACAUACAUACGCACAUACUUACAUACAUACAUUCAUACAUACUACUUAUAUGCAUAACUUACAUACAUAUAUAUAUCCAAAAACGACACCGAUUUAAAUUAACUGCAGGGAAACAAUACGAUAAACCAGAACAGCAAACAAUUUUUAUUAUUAUUAUUAUUUAGUGCUAGUACAUAAAACGACCAGAGACUUUCAUUUGAUUAACAAAAAGAAGCUCAUCAAGUGAAGCAGCAACAAUUUGGAUAUUCUCGUCUCAUAAAGUGCAUUCGUCGUCGUCUACAGCCUGCAGCUUGGGUUCAUUCAUAUGUCGCUCAUCAACAUACACAACCGUUAGUUUAAUGCGUGUUUAUGAACAGGCGAAUUACUACGUGAAUCAGUUGAAGUCGUCGUGUUCGAUGUGGUCAUCGUAUUUGUACUCGUCAUUGUCAGAGAGAUGCACCAAAGUCUGUUUAGGAAGAUAGUAAACUGAGUACUGAAUACCAAUAACGGAACAGAGCUAACCCCCGCACAACACAAUAACACAUACGCACACACACUCAGACUCACACAUCGACAGACAGACACACCGACACACACACACACACACACAGACAGAUACGGACUGCAAAGAAAAGAAUCCUUUAAAGGAAAGUAAGCAAUAGCCAAAGAGAGCCUGAGUGUCGUAUGAAACAGCGAGCAACGCCAAAGUACAAAUGCUCACGAGCAACUAAGUAAAUCGAAAUUAUAAACAAAAGAAAACAUUCAACAAUUUAUAUAGGACAACCUUAGAGAGCAACAAACACUAACGGGAUCUAAGCAAUUUUUCGGCUAAAUAUAAAUAUAUAUAACGAUAAAAGAAGAAGAAGCAGCAACUUAAGGAACAGCAACACCAAAAAACAAAAUAAUUCAAUUGGAAUUAGUGGGUUAACCCCCAACUACUACUAUAUAAACAGGAUAAACCCUACCAUCGCACCACUGAAAGAUUUACGCACGUCACGGAGCGUAAGGCAGGGACUGCAGAACGCGUAAGCGUCCUUUAAUCCAGUUAGCAUGGAGUGCUGUUUAUCGGAAGAGGCCAAGGAACAAAAGCGGAUCAAUCAGGAAAUCGAGAAACAGCUGCGCCGUGACAAGCGAGAUGCGCGACGUGAACUUAAACUGCUCCUACUGGGCACGGGCGAGUCCGGCAAAUCAACGUUCAUCAAACAGAUGCGUAUUAUCCAUGGCAGUGGGUACUCGGACGAGGACAAACGCGGCUACAUUAAGCUGGUGUUCCAAAAUAUAUUCAUGGCCAUGCAGUCAAUGAUCAAAGCCAUGGAUAUGCUCAAAAUAUCAUACGGCGUCGGCGAGCAUAAUGGACUUGCUGAUCUGGUGAUGAGCAUUGACUAUGAAACAGUUACAACCUUUGAGGAUCCCUAUUUAAAUGCCAUAAAAACGCUGUGGUCCGAUGCUGGCAUACAGGAGUGCUACGAUCGCCGAAGAGAAUAUCAGUUGACCGAUUCCGCUAAAUAUUAUCUGAUGGAUCUCGAUCGUGUGGCUCAACCUGAUUAUUUACCCACUGAACAAGACAUUUUAAGAGUUCGUGUGCCGACAACGGGGAUCAUUGAGUAUCCCUUUGACUUAGAAGAGAUCAGAUUUAGCUAUCUUGACAAUUUAGAUCGCAUAAGCCAGAGUGAUUAUAUACCUUCUGUGCAGGAUAUAUUGCGAAGCCGAUCUCCGACAUCUGGAAUACUACAAUAUAGUUUUGAGUUGCCUCCACUUGUAUAUAGAAUGGUUGAUGUCGGCGGUCAGCGUUCGGAGCGAAGGAAGUGGAUUCAUUGCUUUGAGAAUGUUACCUCAAUAAUAUUUUUGGUAGCAUUAUCUGAAUACGAUCAAAUUUUGUUUGAAUCUGAUAAUGAGAACCGCAUGGAGGAAUCAAAAGCUUUAUUUAGAACUAUUAUUACAUACCCGUGGUUCCAAAAUUCAUCAGUAAUUCUAUUCCUUAACAAGAAGGAUUUGUUAGAGGAGAAAAUUAUGUAUUCGCAUUUGGUGGACUAUUUUCCUGAAUACGAUGGUCCACAGCGAGAUGCAAUAGCAGCCCGUGAAUUCAUACUGCGCAUGUUUGUAGACUUAAAUCCAGAUUCCGAAAAGAUUAUCUAUUCUCAUUUCACCUGUGCUACAGAUACUGAAAAUAUAAGGUUUGUGUUUGCAGCUGUAAAGGACACGAUUCUGCAAUCCAAUCUUAAGGAAUACAAUUUGGUCUAAACUGGAUUUGGAUCAGAAAACUAUUUUUGUGAUUUUUAUUAUACAUAUAUA
Messenger RNA from Drosophila hydei, 2487 nucleotides. Its product is annotated as G protein alpha q subunit. Lineage: Eukaryota; Metazoa; Arthropoda; Insecta; Diptera; Drosophilidae. Gene Ontology annotation, cellular component: heterotrimeric G-protein complex. The record is from RefSeq and is a predicted model, not a curated record. Gene Ontology annotation, molecular function: G-protein beta/gamma-subunit complex binding; G protein-coupled receptor binding; guanyl nucleotide binding. Bases 1246 to 2436 code for a protein of 396 amino acids. Gene Ontology annotation, biological process: adenylate cyclase-modulating G protein-coupled receptor signaling pathway; phospholipase C-activating dopamine receptor signaling pathway. The transcript is spliced from 10 exons.